AUCAAAAGUAACAAGACGUCAGAAAAUUUACUUCUUUUUUUUUUCCUUGAAUAUUUUGUAAUGAGAAUUUUUAUAUGUAUAUAAAUGAUGGAACGUCCUUCACCAUUCAUAGAACUCAGAAGCAAGCCACAAGGGUGAAGAGUGAGAUCGAUGGAAGAGAUUAGUGAGGCUGCAUUAGCUUAUUAUGAAAAUGGAAGUGAAGAGCAGAAGCAGUUGGCACGGGAUUUCUUCAAUAGCUUGGAUGAGGAUGGAAACGGAACAGUGGACGUCCAUGAGUUCAUCAAGAUUCUCAGUGAAGAGGGGCAUGGGUUAGUGAAUAAUUCCGGAUUUUUCCAAGAGCUUGACCGUGAUGGCAAUGAAAGUCUGGAUUUCAAUGAAUUUCUCACCCUAUUCUAUAUCAUUAAAAGCCGUAGUAGGCCUUUCUGUGCUGGGUGUGGAAUUUUUUUGAAGAGUUUGUUUUUCAGUUGCGCUAAGUGCCAUGAAAGCAGCGAUGAAACAUUUGAUCUUUGCUCUGCGUGUUACCGGGGCAAAAGGUUCAGUCACCAGCACGCUGCCUUUUUAGAUAACUACACUUUGUUGGCACACAAGAGGCUCAUCACCCUGGGAGGAAAGGGACAACCAAACACGAGUCAGGCAGCUUCUUCAGGGACAAGUAGUUCCAACCCUAAGCCACCAGAGUCUAAAAGUGCAACUUCUUCACAGAGCAGUUCCAGCGCUAAGCCACAGAAGCCUAAAACCAAAACUUCAGCCAGGCCGAACCCUAAACAAGAGAAAAGGAGGCAGAGAUUAGAGGCUUUUAACAAUGGAAUUGACAUUGGAAACUAUGUUAGUGACGUUACCGGUGAAUGUAGCAUUCUAUAAAAUUGCGUUUGACAACGAUUUUAUAAAAUAUUUUUAUUCUUUUUAAUACUUGAAAUAUAAAAAUUUUGAAACAUUAAAUAUAUAAAAAAUAUUUCGUAAAAUCACUAUCAAACGCAUUAUAAGUAUUUCGUUAUUGAAAUCUAGUUAUAAUUAAGGACCUCUCCCAAUGUGAUUUUCACCGAUUCUAUGUACUAUUCGACUUUGCUGGGAACUAUACUAUUUGAUUUUCAAUACUCAUGUAUAUGGUAUAUUUUAUUGAGAUUGUUGCUUGAAGUAAAAAAGAAAAAAAAAAACAAAUAGAAAAUAACCCUGGUUUAUACAUAUUAUCGGGGAGCUUUUGCUUGUUA
This is a messenger RNA of Vitis riparia (riverbank grape), 1208 nucleotides long. RefSeq lists its product as uncharacterized. The transcript has 5 exons. Gene Ontology annotation, molecular function: calcium ion binding. Bases 151 to 861 code for a protein of 236 amino acids. The record is from RefSeq and is a predicted model, not a curated record. NCBI's taxonomy places the organism in Eukaryota, Viridiplantae, Streptophyta, Magnoliopsida, Vitales, Vitaceae.